Striga hermonthica is the source of this 783-nucleotide messenger RNA. NCBI's taxonomy places the organism in Eukaryota, Viridiplantae, Streptophyta, Magnoliopsida, Lamiales, Orobanchaceae. The record is from the annotation of a GenBank genome assembly.
AUGGAAGGUGUAAGCAAAACCUCUGUAUUAUCCUUCUCACUACCAAAGCUUAACUCUCCAUUUCAAAACACGGCGCCCUCGUUUUCUCCCUCGAAGCAUAUGCAAGCCGACCCCAUGUGGGCCCCAAAAAUUUCACCCAAAUUCACCAAGAUUCGGUGCAGGCUGUCCGAGGGCGAGCAAGGGUUUAACGUCAUCAGCUCCGAGAGGCAAAUCGAAGAUUACAACACGGCCAUGAAGAAGAUGAUGUGGAACCCUUAUGAAUAUCAUCACGAUCUCGGCAUGAACUAUACGUUGAUAACCGAAAAUCUGAUCGUGGGCUCGCAGCCUCAGAAAAUUGAAGACAUUGAUCAUCUAAAAGAGGAACAUAAUGUGGGAUAUAUUCUCAACUUGCAGCAGGAUAGAGAUGUCGAGUACUGGGGCAUAGACUUAAGAUCCAUUAUACAAAGAUGCAAAGAACUCGGGAUUCGUCACAUGAGAAGGCCUGCGAAAGAUUUUGAUCCAGAGUCGUUAAGACAUGGAUUACCAAAAGCUGUUUCGGCAUUGGAAUGGGCAAUUUCGGAGGGAAAUGGAAGAGUAUACGUCCACUGUACUGCCGGUUUAGGAAGGGCACCAGCUGUUUCUAUUGCUUACAUAAGAGCGAUUCGUGGAGCUACAUACGACUUGGCGAAAAACGAGCCUUGGAAGGAGCCUUUCGAGAGCUUGCCCGAGCAUGCUUUUGAGGAUAUUGCAGACUGGGAAAGAGAACUUAUUCAAGAUCGUGUACGUGCUCUUCGUGAGUCUUGA